Molecule: messenger RNA, 3628 nt
Organism: Chenopodium quinoa (quinoa)
Lineage: Eukaryota; Viridiplantae; Streptophyta; Magnoliopsida; Caryophyllales; Amaranthaceae
Product: kinesin-like protein KIN-7B
Exons: 15
Coding region: 691-3531 (946 amino acids)
Biological process (GO): microtubule-based movement
Molecular function (GO): ATP binding; microtubule motor activity; microtubule binding
Source: RefSeq, a predicted model, not a curated record
GGUAAGGAAGAUUGCAAGGGAUGAAUUUUGACAGACACAUAGUCCAAGUCUCCAACACACUCUAGAUUUUAAAAAUUCUAGUCAAAUUGAAAUCUAACUGAAGUAAUUUGGCCAACUUCUAAAUUUUGUUGCCAUUUUCACAAAUUUACAUGUCAUUUUCUUUUUACACAAACUCACACAACGGUCGAAUUUUAAUUCAAAUUUCAAAAAAAAUAAAAACUAUUACGAAUCCACACCAUUUAAUAAUAAACUAAAGCAAAUUCUUGAGUAUAUUAAUGCCUCUGUAUUAACGUCCAAAACUUGAUAUUAACUCUCGUCUAUAUUAAUUCGUUAUGUGGCUCCGGUCACUCCCUUGGAACAAAAAAAAAAAAAAAUAAAAAAUUGUACAAAUAGCAAUAAAUAAUAAAAUUUGAAAGUGGGUUGUAUUCUUUUCAGGUACCCGCAAAUACCGCCAAAACAUUAAAGUACCUGAACAGCGUAACUAGCCGUUACAUUUUUCUUCAUCUUCAAUCUUCACUCCCUGAAAUUUUUGUUUUUGUUUUCGUUUUACUAUUCAUCUCCUCAAAUACCCAACUUUCCAUAUUUCUUCGUAAUUUUGGUUCAUAUUUUUCAAUAAUUGAGGCAGAAGAUUCUAGAAUUUAGCAAUAAAAUCUCUUUCAAAUUGGUGGAUUUUGAAAUUGGGUGUUGAAAAUGGGAGAGCCCAAGACACCAUUGUCCAAGAUCCUAACAACCACAUCAUCAUGUACUCCUGGGGGAACGAAAGUUCGAGAGGAGAAGAUAAUGGUAAUGGUUCGAGUAAGGCCGCUGAGCUCGAGGGAGCAAGCAAUGUAUGAUUUGAUUGCAUUGGAGUGCCCAGAUGAGGAGACAGUAGAAUUCAAGAAUCCCAAUGAUGAGAGGCCUUGUUCCUCCUUUACCUUUAAUAAAGUGUUCAGUCCAACUUGUGUGACCGCGAGGGUUUAUGAAGGAGGGGCAAAGGAUGUGGCCUUAUCAGCUCUUACUGGGAUUAAUGCAACCAUUUUCGCGUAUGGACAGACUAGUAGUGGUAAAACGUUUACUAUGAGAGGAAUCACUGAAUAUGCAAUUGAGGACAUAUAUCAGUAUAUGCAAAAUCAUCCUGAAAGAAAUUUUUCAGUGAAAAUGUCUGCUUUGGAGAUCUACAAUGAGACUGUGGUUGAUCUUUUAAAUCGUAGUUCUGGUCCACUUCGACUUUUGGAUGAUCCUGAGAAAGGAACCAUGGUUGAAAAGCAAGUUGAAGAAGUUGUAAAGGAUAGUCAGCAUUUGAAGCAUUUAAUUGGCAUCUGUGAAGCUCAAAGGCAAGUAGGGGAGACAGCCUUGAAUGAUAAAAGUUCAAGAUCACAUCAGAUAGUGAGACUGACCAUUGAGAGCCGCCUCAAGGAAAAUGCAGGCCGUCUGAAGUCUUUCGUAGCAAGCCUGAAUCUUGUCGACCUUGCUGGUAGUGAACGUGGCUCUCAAACUAAAAGUGCUGGUUUAAGGUUGAGGGAAGGAAGUCAUAUAAACCGCAGCUUGUUGACACUCACCCAAGUUAUCCGAAAACUGGGCAGUGGAAAAAGGACAGGUCAUAUACCAUACAGAGAAUCAAAGCUUACCCGAAUAUUGCAGUCUUCACUUGGAGGAAAUGCACGAACUGCAAUAAUAUGUACCUUAAGUCCUGCAUUGAGUCAUGUAGAACAAUCACGCAAUACACUGUUAUUUGCAACAAGUGCAAAGGAGGUUACAAACACUACUAGGGUUAAUGUGGUUGUUACGGACCAGCAGUUGGUUAAGCAUUUACAACAGGAAGUUUCUAGAUUGGAAGCUGAGCUCAAAAGUCCAGAACCUUCAUCUUCAUCAGCUUUAAAGGCACUUUUGAUUGAGAAAAACGUAAAAAUCCAAAAGUUGGAGAGGGAAAUGGGAGAGCUUAAGCGACAAAGAGAUCUUGCACAGUCUCAACUUGAACUGGAAAGAACACGCAAGGAAAAGAAGGAAUCAAGUAACUCCAGCCCAUCUAAUCAAGUGAGAAAGUGCCUCGCUUAUCCAUCAGACACAAUUGCGAGCAAAUUUGCAUCUGAAACCCAGGAAAGAUAUAAGGCUGGAAGGCAGUCAACGCUUAGGCAAUCAGUUACAUCCACUGAUCCUUCUCUCUUAGUGCAAGAGAUCCGGAAGCUUGAAGUUCUGCAAAGACGACUUGGUGAUGAAGCAAAUAAAGCUCUUGACAUACUUCAAAAAGAAGUUGCGUGUAACAGACUGGGGACACAAGAUGCUGCUGAAAAUGUUGCAAAGCUACUUUCUGAGAUCAAAAACAUGCAAAUUAUCAAUUCCAUAUCCGAAGACAUCAUGGUAAAGGACAAAGCUGACCUGAAAGAGGAAAUCAUCCGGCUGAACUCGCAGGGGCAGACAAUUGAAUCUUUAGAAAAGAAGCUUGAGAAUGUCCAGAACUCUGUGGACAGGUUGGUAUUUACUUUGGGAAAUAAUGAGGAUACCCCAGAUUCAAAGACACAAUCUAAAAGGAAAAAGGGUAUCCCAUUUAACCUAACCAACAGUCCAAACAUGUCAAACUUCAUAAGGGCUCCAUGUUCUCCUCUUUCCUCUUCUCGGAGAGUAAUGGAUGAGAUAGGUAAUACUAUGUCAGAUAACCAAAGUACUGUGCCAACUAAUGAUAGUCUGCAGAAUUCCUGCAAAAGCACCCCUCUUAAAGGUGACCAAGUUGGUUAUUCUCAUUCCUCUAGGGAGAAUACUCCUGCAAGGCAGAAAUCGAAUUCAGUUAAUGUAAAGAAAAUGAAGAAAAUGUUCAAUAAUACACUUGAAGAGACUGCACGUAACAUCAGGUCAUAUGUUACUGAGUUAAAGGAAAGAGUUGCUAAGCUUCAGUAUCAAAAGCAGCUUCUGGUUUGUCAGGUGCUGGAUCUGGAGGCUGGUGAAGCAACAACCAGUUCACAUGGUGAAGCUGACCAAUCUCCUUUUUCUUGGCUGUCAAUGUUUGAGGAACAAAGAAAGCAGAUAGUAAUGUUAUGGCAUCUGUGCCAUGUCUCGCUGGUGCACCGCACCCAGUUUUUCCUGUUAUUUAGAGGUGAUCCUGCUGAUCAGGUAUACAUGGAAGUUGAGCUGCGAAGAUUAACUUGGUUAGAACAGCAUUUGUCAGAUCUUGGAAAUGCUAGCCCUGCUCUCUUAAGUGAUGAACCAGCCUCCUAUGUUUCGUCAAGCAUUAAGGCCCUUAAACAAGAGAGGGAAAACCUAGCAAAGAGGGUUAGUUCAAGAUUAACACCAGAAGAAAGGGAAGCUCUCUACAGAAAGUGGGAUAUCCCACCAGAAGGGAAGCAAAGACGGAGGUUGCAGUUAGUCAACAAGUUAUGGACUGACCCUCACAACUUGCAGCACGUGCAAGAAAGUGCGGAGAUUGUAGCAAAGCUUGUUGGGUUUUGUGAAUCCGGUGAGCAACUUAAAAGGGAGAUGUUUGAACUUAAUUUCAAGUCACCUUGUGAUAAGAAAACAUGGAUGGGCUGGAACUUGAUAUCGAACCUGUUGCAUCUGUAAAUACUUGAUCUGAUUAAUCUUCUGCAAAUAUAUGUGUAAAGUUUGUCCUGUCUAACUAACCUUAGAAUGUAAUAACAAGUUUUAUGCUGUCUACUAA